AUGGGGGGGGAUUGGAACUGCUGCACAGACGUCACUUUAGACCGGACAGGACAGGAGCUCCAUCCUCAGUCCUCCUCUUUUCUGGGCCAGACAGUCAUGGAGGCGGAUCUAGUGGACGUGUGGAGGAGGAAACAUCCUUCCACCAGGCAGUAUACCUGGAUAAAAAUAACAGAUGGCAGGAAAGACUCGUUUCCCUCCCUGGGUCAGUGGUGGGAGGUCGGCAAGGGUCAGAUUAAGGUCUUCUGCCAGCAGUACACUGCAUACUCUACAAGAAACAUUAAAAGAGCGAUGGAGCAGUUGGAGGAAGACAUUAAGGAGCUGGAGAGGGAGAAGGCCAAAGGAGCUCUGGUCCGAGCUCGGUUCCAGGAAUUAAAAGACAUGGAUGCACCUACCACGUUCUUUUUUAACCUGGAGAGAUCCGUGGCCCAGGGGAAGCAGAUGGUGGGUCUCCGGCUGCCGGAUGGGAAUAUUACAUCUGAACCAGCAGAGAUGAGGAGACACGCGGUGGAGUUUUAUACCGACCUGUUUGGGGCAGAGGAGUGUGACGGGGAAGCUGUGACCGAGCUGCUGCAGGACCUCCCACAGCUGAGUCCAGGUGAGCGAGACAUCCUGAGCUCGGACAUCACUCUGGAGGAGCUGACCACUGCUGUAUCUCAGAUGGAUGACGUAAACAUUCUUGUCCGGGAUCAGGGGGACAUACAGGAAUUAGAGGGCAGUCUGGCAUUGUACGCAAAGGCUACGACCGCCAAGGUGAACUGGGAAAAGAGUGAGGCCAGUGUGAUUGAUGCCUGGAGGACUCUCACCUUCACGAGGCCUCCUGACCCCACGCCUGGGAUGUGGCUCUUUGAGGAGCCACUGUUUAACAAUGGUUUCCUGGUCCUAACAUCCACAUCCUCAUCAACGACAGUACAAAACAAGUUCAGGGAGGCAGGAAUAGGGAAGCUGGGCCACCUGACACGGACAUCACUUGAGAGGCUGGGGGCGGUGACAGGGAUAAGAUCUACCAGGAUGCUGCGGAGCCUCGUGGACGAGGUGUGGCAGUCACUGCCCCAGCCUCUUCGGACCUUCGCCCAGAGCCAAAGCCAGGCUGACCAGUGGACAAGAACAGAACAAUACCAGUUUCCUGUCCUGAAGGUCCGCAGUGAGUUCUCCCUGAAGACGCACAUCAAGCUGGACACGAUGGUGAAGAACAUCAAUGACAUCGUGCCCCUCGCCCAAGGCACCAUGACGGGCCUCGCCAUCAAGUACGUGAUGAACGCAGCCUUCAUCGCGGAGGAGGGGGACAGGCCCAAGGUCCCCAACGUGGUCGUGAUCGUGACCGAUGGACGUCCUCAGGACCGCGUGGCCGAGGUGGCGGCGGAGGCCAGAGAGAAAGGCAUCGAGAUCUACGCUGUGGGCGUGGCCAGGGCCGACAUGACAUCACUGAGGGCCAUGGCGUCCCCGCCGUUUGAGGACCACGUCUUCCUGGUGGAGUCCUUCGACCUGAUCCACCAGUUCGGACUCCAGUUCCAGGACAAGCUCUGUGGUGUUGAUCUGUGUCUGGAGUCAGAUCACGGCUGUGAACACGUCUGUGAGAGUUCACCAGGCUCCUACCACUGUGUGUGUCUGCCUGGACACACACUGAAGGCCGACGGGAAGACGUGUGCAGCCAUCGACCUGUGCGCUGAGGGGAAACACAACUGUGAACAGAUCUGCAUCAGCUCCCCUGGUUCCUUCACCUGCGACUGCAACAAAGGAUUCACACUGAACGACGACAAGAGGACCUGCUCAAUGAUCGACUUCUGUUCGUUUGGGAACCACAGUUGUGAUCACGAGUGUGUGAGUGUGCUCAACGGCUAUCACUGCCGCUGUCACGAGGGCUACAGGCUGCUGGACGACGGCAAGACCUGCCAGGCCAUUGACCUGUGUGCUGAGGGGAAACACGACUGUGAACAGAUCUGUGUCAGCGCCCCGGGCGUCUUCAGCUGUGACUGCAGAGAAGGACACACACUCAACGAGGACAAGAAGACCUGCACACCCAUUGACCUGUGUGCUGAGGGGAAACACGACUGUGAACAGAUCUGCAUUAGUGCACCCGGCACCUUCACCUGCGACUGCAACAAAGGAUUCAAACUCAACAAGGACAAGAAGACCUGCACAAACAUGGACCUGUGCAGCAGCGUGCAGCACGGCUGUGAGCACCAGUGUGUCAACACUCCUGGAUCCUUCUACUGUGUGUGUCCAGAGGAGCAGCUGCUGCAGGAGGACGGCAAGAGCUGCGGCACCUGCAAGUCGGCCAACAUCGACCUGGUGCUUCUGAUCGACGGCUCCAAGAGCGUCCGCCCUCAGAACUUUGAGCUGGUCAAAAAGUUCGUCAACCAGGUUGUGGACUCCCUGGACGUGUCCACUCACGGCACCAGAGUGGGUCUGGUCCAGUACUCCAGCCGGGUCAGGACAGAGUUUCCUCUCAACAUGUACCACUCUGCUGAGGAGAUCAAAGCUGCAGUGAUGAAGGUUGAGUACAUGGAGAAAGGGACGAUGACGGCUCUGGCCCUGAAGCACAUGCUGGAGAACAGUUUCUCCGAGGCCGAGGGCGCUCGUCCCGCCAGCCGCAACAUCCCCCGCAUCGGACUGGUCUUCACCGACGGACGCUCCCAGGACGACAUCACCGAGUUCGCCAAGAUGCCCAAAGAAGCUGGCAUCACCAUGUACGCUGUGGGCGUGGGGAAAGCUGUGGAGGAGGAGCUUCGUGAGAUCGCGUCCGAACCCGUGGAGAAACAUUUCUAUUACACCAGCGACUUCACGGCCAUCAGCACCAUCGCUGAGAACCUCAAGCUGAACGUCUGUCCAGAGGAGAGUCAGGGGGAGAUCGAGGUGAAGGACCCGUGUGCCUGUGAGAGUCUGGUGGAGUUCCAGCAGGCCACCAUGAGCAGCCUGGAGCAGCUCACACAGAAACUGGCUGGGAUGACUGCUCGUCUGGAGCAGCUGGAGAACCAGCUUCUCACCAGGAAGUGACCAGGACGCCACAGAGGAAGAAGGACAGAGUGAGGAAGAGGAGGAAGAGGAGGGCACAUCCUGGAGAGAUCCUUUAGAGCAGGAAUCAGAAAUCCCUUCUAAUCAAUGGACCAUCCAGUGUUUCCACGAAGCCUUGGGGGCCUUCAGUAGAUCUCCUGAUCUUCACCUUGAUGAGGACCACAUUUAUCUGACAGCUUGUGAUUAGGAUUCACUUCUCUGGUAAAGAUGUAAAAAAUAAAUCAUUUGUUUACUUAUUGCCUUUAAAAGACAACAGCGACAACAAUCUACGAUUCAAAAUAAACGUUUGUAGAAAAUAGAUGAAUAUUAACAA
This is a messenger RNA of Pleuronectes platessa (European plaice), 3325 nucleotides long. Its product is annotated as matrilin-4-like. The transcript has 18 exons. The record is from RefSeq and is a predicted model, not a curated record. Lineage: Eukaryota; Metazoa; Chordata; Actinopteri; Pleuronectiformes; Pleuronectidae. Bases 1 to 2994 code for a protein of 997 amino acids. Gene Ontology annotation, molecular function: calcium ion binding.